UGUUAUCAGAUCUAACGGCGGCGAAAGGUCAUGAUGCGGCUCGCACUGCUCCUGCCAACGACCGUCAGCGGCGUCUUCUUUUACCCCGAUUUCAACGAGACGACGGGCUUGAGCCUCAAUGGCAACAGCGCAACGACCAACUGCGUCCGCACUCCGAUUAGCAUGUACAGCGCAACGUACGCUACCAACGAUUUGUUGUUUGCCGCGAUCAACGUAUCCCAGACGUUUACGCUUGACCAAGUGCAGUACGAGUCGACCGAGACGUCAACUCCGAGCACGACAGCUACGGUUGCCACACAGUCGGCCAUGUUUGGCCACCGGGAUAUAUAUACACCGUCAUUGGCGACGGAAUGCCCCGUGCGACUUCGCCUCACGGCGUCUCAGCCGAGCCAAGUGUCCUCGGCGUGGUUCAACGACCCACUCAAUGUACUCGACGGCUUUGAGACGCGGUUCACAUUUCAGAUUACCGACCACUCGAAGCGCUGCCUCGAAGUCAAGGACCAGAAUUUCAACACAAAAACAUACCAGUCGUGCUUUGUGCAUGGCGGCGACGGCUUCGCUUUUGUGCUGCACGGCCACCCGAACAUGACGAGUGCGCUCGGGCGAGGGGGCAUGGGCUGGCGCGGCAUAUCCAACUCGAUCGCUGUUGUCUUUCACACAUGGCCGCAAUCGAGCGCCACCGACACCCUCUUUGUUGACCACAUGAGUGUCUACUUGCAGCCACCAGGAAGCACUGACGCACCAAUUGAACUGGCCGUGCCCGUGCCUGUGGACCUCGCCGAUGGUUCGAUCCACGUCGUCAAGAUCACCUAUUACAACACUCUCCCGCUGCAAUACUUCAACUACUUUGCUGCCUCGACCAGCAUUGUCUCGACGCUCAAAGACAUUUCCGAGUCGCGGCGCGUCGGAUGCCUCGUCGUCUUUCUCGACGAUGGAAUUGCAAACAAUGUGCCACUUUUGGCUGUGCCAAUCAACGUGGCCGCAGCGUUGCGCCUUCCUCGCGACUUGGCGUUUGUCGGCUUUACAAGUGCGACGGGCGGCGCUUGGGAGAAACACGAUGUACUUGCUUGGUACUACUGCUCCCAGCCACCGUGUCUGGAUGUGAACGGAAGUGUCGUGAGCCUCGAGUUCGACUACGGGACGCAGAGCCUCUUGGCGACGGCAUCGUAUAGCACGUCAUUGUACCCGAUGUUCAUCUUCCCCGACACUCUGCCGUGGGCGAAGCAGCGCCAGUACUUUGCCCCCGGCUCGCCCGUCGGUGUCACGACAUGAAUCCAAUCGAAAAUCAUUUCUUU
This is a messenger RNA of Saprolegnia diclina VS20, 1295 nucleotides long. RefSeq lists its product as hypothetical. NCBI's taxonomy places the organism in Eukaryota, Oomycota, Saprolegniomycetes, Saprolegniales, Saprolegniaceae. The transcript has 10 exons. Bases 31 to 1272 code for a protein of 413 amino acids. The record is from RefSeq and is a predicted model, not a curated record.